Notodromas monacha is the source of this 1680-nucleotide messenger RNA. NCBI's taxonomy places the organism in Eukaryota, Metazoa, Arthropoda, Ostracoda, Podocopida, Cyprididae. The record is from the annotation of a GenBank genome assembly.
AUGGGCUUCUCGACACCUUCACUGAGAGGAUUAUGCAAAGUCGUUUCGCUUUAUCAGUUGAGAUCCGUGGUAAUAGACGUGAAGGGAAAGAAUAUAAGUAGCCGACAAAGAAUGAUGGCGAUGAGCGUCAGUGAGGAGUCCGGCAACCAGGGUAGUUCUGCCCGAGCUGGUAUUCAUAGUUACCACAGUCUUGGGGAUCCGAGGAAUUUUGAUUUGAAGCGUGUCCUUGUUUUGAGUAAGAUUAGCCAUUAUGAUUUCGAAAAGUUGCUAAAUCCCCACAUGACGGACGACGAACUUCACGAGAACUUGAAGAGACGUGGAACGAACGUCGACGGUUUGCAGCUGCGUCAUAACAUCCAUAGGGAUUGCACAAAUCUUGUUGUGGAGGCCUUCAGGAAGCGAGGAGUAGAUACCAGAGUCGUGGACAGGUUCUCUUAUAACCAAACUGCUAUAUCCUGGGCUGAUCUGGUGGUUAGCACUGGCGGUGAUGGGACAUUCCUGCUUGCAGCUAGUAAGAUACAAGACUGCAACAAACCGCUUGUUGGCGUCAACUCGGAACCCUCCAAAUCUGAGGGGCACCUGUGCUUGCCAAAGAAGUAUCGUGUUAAAAUUGCUCAAGCUGUGGACAAAAUUAUCCGAGGAAAGUUCCAGUGGAUGUUUCGGAAACGUAUUCGUGUCACCGUGAGUGGCAAGGACGUAAACUCGCCUCCUAUUGAGCUGCAUGCACAGCGUCUCAACUGCUACGAACUUCGAUUUUUUGAAGAUUUGCCAUAUUGUCUGGAACCAAUGAAGUUGGAUGAAUUAGAUUUGAAAACCGAUGAAGACGUCAGGGUCUUACCAGUGUUAGCUCUGAACGAGGUAUUCAUUGGAGAAAGCUUAUCAGCACGAGUUUCGUACUGCGAGUUGUCCAUUGACGAUGGGCAAUGGUUCAAGCAGAAAUCCUCGGGGUUCAUUUUCAGCACCGGGUCGGGUUCCACCUCGUGGACGUUCAAUAUUAGCAAGUUGAAUCAGCAAACCGUGAAGAGUUUGCUGAAAAUUAUCAGCGAAGAAGCCAAGCUAGACGUUGAUGCGGAAAGUUUGCAGACUAACCACGAGCUCAUUGAGCGGAUCACGGCCAGAUUCAACAAUGGAUUGAUAUUAACCCCUGAUCAACCUCACAUCGUAUACACUAUCCGAGACCCGAUAUCACCUGGAGUAUUACCGUCCUCGUCGGACAUUAAACCGCGUGAUUUGGCAGCGAAGGUAUUGGUGAAGUCCCGCUGCAUGGAUGCCUCGCUGGUGAUCGAUGGCGGGCUGUCGUUCAAGUUCAAUAACGGUACGAAGGCCAGACUCGAGUUGCUCGAUCAUGACGCUCUUCGCACUAUGGUACUCGACGAAUCUUCGGAAGACCUCAACGACGAGAUCACGGACAAUUCCAAAAUGGAGAACCGUCAGCAUUGUGUUUGUCAAGGUAGCGAGCACCACGGAAUUACUUUGAAGGAUUUGAAGUUGGGCGAGGCAUGUCUGAUACUUGAUGCAUCCGAAGCUCCUAUCUCUGAGAAAAUGAGUUUUUUAUCUCAGUCUCAAGAAUGCGAAGGGCUAUCAUUUUGGCCAGAGCGGUUGUUACCGUUUGAAAUUCAAUGCUACGCAAUGCGAUCAGAUUGCUUCUGUCGUGGAUCCGGUGAACAUUUACCUCCGUAA